This is a messenger RNA of Histoplasma capsulatum G186AR, 1921 nucleotides long. Its product is annotated as DUF895 domain-containing protein. Gene Ontology annotation, molecular function: transmembrane transporter activity. The transcript is spliced from 4 exons. NCBI's taxonomy places the organism in Eukaryota, Fungi, Ascomycota, Eurotiomycetes, Onygenales, Ajellomycetaceae. The record is from RefSeq and is a predicted model, not a curated record. Bases 1 to 1521 code for a protein of 506 amino acids. Gene Ontology annotation, biological process: transmembrane transport.
AUGUCUUCUCACGGUGAGAAACACUUGGAUCCUCACAGCGAGAAACCGGUCGAUGAGGAAAUCGUCCAGUCCGCCCCGGAAAUCACAGGAAAGCCAUGGAUGUACAAGCGUCCUAAGAUCGGAUCGUUCGCCCUUCCAUACUAUGCCUCCCCUUCUUCGCAGCUGCUCCUCGUCUCCUUCGUCUGCUUCCUCUGCCCUGGUAUGUUCAAUGCCCUGAACGGUCUGGGUGGAGGUGGCCAGCAAGACGACCAUGCCGUCAACGUCGGAAACACCGCUCUCUACAGUACCUUUGCCGUCGUCGGUUUCGCUGCCGGUUCCAUUGCCAAUCGUAUUGGUCUCCGCUGGACCCUUCUCUUCGGUGGCUUUGGUUACUUCCUCUACGUCGGAUCUAUGUUGUCGUACAACCACAACAAAAACUUGGGCUUCCUCACUUUUGCCGGUGCGCUGUUGGGUGCUUGUGCUGGUUGCCUGUGGUGCGCCCAGGGUGCCGUUAUGAUGAGCUAUCCGGAUGAGAAGUCCAAGGGCAGAUAUAUUUCCUGGUUCUGGAUCAUUUUCAACUUGGGUGGUGUUAUUGGAGGCUUGGUUCCUUUGUUCCAAACACUGAACGUCAAAGAAGGCAGAGCCGUUGGUGACGGAACCUACAUCGCCUUCAUGGUUCUCAUGUUCAUCGGUUUCGUUCUCUGCUUCUUCCUGGUUGAGUCCAAAUACGUCCGUCGUGAUGACGGUUCGCAGGUCAUUGUCAUGAAGAACCCAUCCUGGUGGUCCGAAAUCAAGGGCCUUGGCGAGGUUCUGAUCUCCGACUGGUACAUCGUCGCCCUCUUCCCCAUGUUCAUCGCCAGUAACUGGUUCUACGCCUACCACUUCAACAACGUCAACGCUGCCAAGUUCAACAUCCGCACUCGCUCCCUGAACAGCUGCCUCUACUACCUCGCCCAGAUGUUUGGCGCGUUCGGCUUUGGAUACAUGUUGGAUACCCCCUCUCUGCGCCGCACCACUCGUGCUCGUCUUGGCCUGGGUGUCCUUUUCGUCUUCACCAUGGCCGUCUGGGGUGGUGGUUAUGCCUGGCAACGCGGGUAUACUCGCGCGGAUACCGCCCCUAAGGAUUCGCCCCGUAUCGAUUUCAAGGACUCCGACUAUGUUGGUGGUAUGUUCCUGUAUAUCUUCUACGGUGUCUACGACGCUGCGUACCAAACCUGCGUGUACUGGUUCAUGGGUGCCCUGAGUAACAACAGCCGUAAGCUUGCCAAUUUCGCUGGUUUCUACAAAGGUCUCCAAUCCGCCGGUGGAGCCGCUACCUGGCAAAUCGACGACCACAAGGUCCCCUUCAUGUCCGUAUUCGCGAUCAACUGGGGCCUGCUGUGCGGAAGCAUGCUGAUCGCCCUGCCCGUCAUCCUCUUCAAGAUCAAAGACACCGUCGACAUCGAGGAGGAUCUCAAGUUCUCCGACGAGACGCUGGAGGAAGUCGCACCCACGGCGAUGCGGGAAGGCCGUGGUUUCUCCUCCGGUGCGGAUCUUAAUUAACACCUUAACACCUAAACCCGACACCUAACACUUAAUAAUUUUUGCUUUUUUUCUUUUAUGAUUUUUUGUUCACGUUUAAAUACCCGGAUGGCGAGGAGGAUGUCGGAAGAUGUGGAGGGGAGUGAAGUGUGUGUAGCGGGCGGUGGAGUGGUGUUGAACGCGGUGUGGGAUUGGAAUGGAUCGUGAUGUAAUUGGGACUUGUAAGGUUUGUUGAUAGAUGUGAUGUGGUUGUGUGUGCGUGGGUUUUGAAUUUUCUUUUCUUUGUUGUUUUGAAGAGGAUUUUCGAUGGUGGUGGCAGAUGAUGUACAGGACAGACAACGGGGCAGCUAUUUUGAUCUUGAUGUUGAUGCGAUGUGAUGUCGAUGCCUAUAUGCCAUGCAAUGCAAUCCAAUGCAAUGCG